AUGAAUUGGCCUGGCGGCCACUGGGCUCCCCGACCCCUGCCCGCAGCGCUGGCUGGCGAGGACUGCCUUUGGUACCUGGACCGGAAUGGUUCCUGGCACCCGGGAUUUAACUGCGAGUUCUUCACCUUCUGCUGCGGGACCUGCCACCAGCGCUACUGCUGCAGGGACCUGACCUUGCUCAUUACCGAGAGGCAGCAGAAACGCUGCCUCGCCUUCAGUCCCAAGACCAUAGCAGGCAUCGCCUCAGCUGUGAUCCUCUUUGUUGCUGUGGUUGCCACCACCAUCUGCUGCUUCCUCUGCUCCUGUUGCUACCUGUACCGCCGGCGCCAGCAGCUCCAGAGCCCAUUUGAAGGCCAGGAGAUUCCAAUGACAGGCAUCCCAGUGCAGCCAGUAUACCCAUACCCCCAGGAUCCCAAAGCUGGCCCUGCACCCCCACAGCCUGGCUUCAUGUACCCACCUAGCGGUCCUGCUCCCCAGUAUCCACUCUACCCAGCUGGGCCCCCCAUCUACAACCCUGCAGCUCCUCCUCCCUAUAUGCCACCACAACCCUCUUACCCAGGAGCCUGAGGAACCAGCCAUGUCUCUGCUUCCCCAUCAGUGAUGCCAACCUUGGGAGAUGCCCUCAUCCUGUACCUGCAUCUGGCCCUGGGGGUGGGCAGGGGUCCUCUAGUCACCAGGCCCCAGACCAAGCCAAGUCCUGGGCCCUACUGGGGACAGAGCCCCAGGGAAGUGGAACAGGAGCUGAGCUGAAACUAGGCCAUGAACGAGGGGUUAGGGGGAGGGGUUUGGGACUGAUGGGCUAUUUUUACUGGGGGCAAGGGAGAGAGAUGACAACCUGGAUCACAGCCUCUGUUUUCAAAUAGUCCCUCUGCUCCUAGGAUCCCAGCCAGGAAGGCUAAGGCCCUUCUGUUUGCCCUCUCCUGACUGGGCUGGGGGCAGGGAGGAGGCUCCAUCAGCAGCUGGCAGUAGCCCUCCUCUCUGGCUGCCCUAGUGGCCAGGGCUCUGGCCCGCUGGAUUAAAACUGUAAAGACAGAACUUGUAAUUCACGUCAGUCGCAUCAUUGGACCCAUUCACACCUUCCAGGAGCACUGCCUGGGCUCAGACUGCUGCUGGUUUCACAUUCCAAGAGCAGGAGAGGGUUAGCACCAAGGCUGGAGCAGAGCACCACCCUCACCCCCAUCCACAGGCACAACCAGGCAGAAGGGUCCAAUGAGGUGAAUUUUACUGCAGCUCCAAGAAGGUGCUCAUUUGUAUUACAGAUUCCCUGCUAGGGAUCAGGCCUUUGCAACAUCUGAGGCACUAACUGCCUUUCCCAUUCAGGUACCCUUAGAUUUAAAUUUGGGUCCCACUCUCUGACUUUGGUCAUGUUUCUGAAGGUCUCCAAGCCUCAGUGUCCUAAAUAGAAUGGGGAUAACAUUAAUACCUUACAGCUGUCAUGAGGGUGAAAUAUUAUGUACAUGAAACUGUUAGUCCUGUCCUUUUUCCUGAUUAGUGGUUCUAAGACUAGGAGCCAAGUAAAGAGACUGAUGCAA
This is a messenger RNA of Carlito syrichta (Philippine tarsier), 1532 nucleotides long. RefSeq names its product shisa family member 4 (gene SHISA4). The transcript is spliced from 4 exons. Lineage: Eukaryota; Metazoa; Chordata; Mammalia; Primates; Tarsiidae. The record is from RefSeq and is a predicted model, not a curated record. Bases 1 to 567 code for a protein of 188 amino acids.